AAGACAAAUUGACAGUAUGAACAGAUAGCAAAAUAUUAAUCAGAGAAAUGUGCAGGACAUCAUGUAUAUAUACCCGUACAACCUAUGGAAAAAUCACAACUGAGCACGAACUUACAAAUAUGGAAGGUUUAGGAAGCCUGAUGUUUGUUAUUUUGUCCCUCGUUACUGCGGAGGGACGGGAACCAACAGCGACUCUGACGGUGAAGGGAGGGGACUGGGGUGUAUGGGGAGAUGUUGAAUAUUGCGCGGAGGGGAGCUUUGCUGAUGGCUACAAAAUGAGGAUCGAGCCACCGCAGAAAUGGGGAGAUGAUACGUCGCUAAACAGAGUGUCCAUCACUUGCAGAGACGGAGAUACAUUAGAAGAGACUGGUGACGUCACCCCGCACCCCAACAUUAAAGUAUUUGGUUACUGGGGUUCCAAGACUUCCUGUCACGAAGGUGACUUCCUGACAUCAUUUGCCCUUCAGGUUGAACGUCCACAGGGAGCAGGGGAUGACACUGCGGCAAACUUCGUCAAGUUCACAUGUAGGAAUAUUACGACUGGAGAACCCUACGUGUUAGAACAGCAACCAGGGGCAGGUUACUGGGGAACGUUCGGGAAAUGGAGCGACUCUUGUCCGCGUGGCUCUGCCAUCUGCGGAAUACAACAGAAAAUCGAAUCUUUCCAAUCCAUAUGGAGAGACGAUACGGAGUUAAACAACCUUCGAUUUUAUUGCUGUCAAAAAUAAAUAAAUUCAAGAUAAUCAUGCAUUAAAGAAAGUCCUUCCCUUUU
Messenger RNA from Ostrea edulis (European flat oyster), 772 nucleotides. Its product is annotated as vitelline membrane outer layer protein 1-like. Bases 48 to 728 code for a protein of 226 amino acids. NCBI's taxonomy places the organism in Eukaryota, Metazoa, Mollusca, Bivalvia, Ostreida, Ostreidae. The transcript is spliced from 4 exons. The record is from RefSeq and is a predicted model, not a curated record.